Ziziphus jujuba (common jujube) is the source of this 1138-nucleotide messenger RNA. Its product is annotated as MADS-box protein defh21. NCBI's taxonomy places the organism in Eukaryota, Viridiplantae, Streptophyta, Magnoliopsida, Rosales, Rhamnaceae. The record is from RefSeq and is a predicted model, not a curated record. Gene Ontology annotation, cellular component: nucleus. The transcript has 7 exons. Gene Ontology annotation, biological process: positive regulation of transcription by RNA polymerase II. Gene Ontology annotation, molecular function: RNA polymerase II cis-regulatory region sequence-specific DNA binding; protein dimerization activity; DNA-binding transcription factor activity, RNA polymerase II-specific. The coding region runs from base 153 to 950 and encodes 265 amino acids.
GCUAAAUAUGGAGAGUUGAGUUGAUCAGCUCUCUAGCUGCUUGGUAUUCAUGAUCUCCAAACGACCAAACCUUCUAAUCCAAGAAAGCAAAAGCAAAAGAAAGACCUGCAGAUAAAAGAAAAUAAAAAGUUUUUUAAGUUAGAAAUCAGUAAAUGGGUCGUGGGAAGAUUUCAAUCACAAGGAUAGAUAACAAGACCACAAGGCAAGUUACUUUCUCGAAACGCAGAGCAGGACUUUUGAAGAAGGCUCAUGAACUUUCGGUGCUUUGCGAUGCUCAGAUCGGACUUAUCAUCUUCUCAGGCAAUGGCAAGUUGUUUGAGUACUGCAGUGAUACAACCAGUAUGGAGCAGCUCAUAAGAAGGUACCAGAUUGAAACAGCAGGGAUGUCAUCACGAAUAAUUCAGGCGCAGCACUAUGACACUGAACAAAUGCAUGGUGAACUGACAAAAAUAAGAAAAGAUACCCGUGAUCUUGAACUGAGCCUGAAACUCUACACCGGUGAGGAUUUGAGCUUCGCAAGAUUUGAUGAGUUGGAACAACUUGAGCAUCAGCUGGAGCAUUCUCUACACAAAGUUCGAUAUCGCAAGAUGGAGAUUUUACAGCAGCAAAUGGACAACCUUACAAGGAAGGAGCAAAUGCUGGAAGAUGAAAAUAGCCAAAUGUGCCAUCUGAUAAACGAACAUCAUGAGGCAGCAAUGGAGCAUCAUCAUCAUCAGCUGGCAAUGGUAGCAAAGUGUGGGCAGGAACAUGGAUAUGGACAUGAUCAUCAUCAUCAUCAUGUGUUGGAGGAGUUUCCAUUUGGUGGUGAAGAGGAAGCAAGUAGUAUUCUUCAGCUUGCUACUACUAGUGGUGCUACUCCGCCACCAAACUUUUACCCACCACCACUACCAUUUCGUCUGCAGCCUACUCAACCCAACCUUCAAGAUUUUACUCUUAAUCCAUCCAACUAAAUUAGGGAAUACCAUCUCACACCCUAUAAUAUAUUGUCUAAUCCCACUUAUAUAAAUUUAAACACAUUAAUUACUUUUUCUUUUUGAAUUUUAUGGUGCAUUUUUUACUACAAAAAUUAAGAUGUUAAUAGUUUAAUUUGAGGAUUGAAUUCUAUGGUAUUAAUUAUAUCUUUGGGACACUUGUUUGC